Danio rerio (zebrafish) is the source of this 8822-nucleotide messenger RNA. It is a transcript of the gene chd8, whose product is annotated as chromodomain helicase DNA binding protein 8. Gene Ontology annotation, biological process: negative regulation of DNA-templated transcription; negative regulation of apoptotic process; negative regulation of Wnt signaling pathway. Gene Ontology annotation, cellular component: MLL1 complex; nucleus. The record is from RefSeq and is marked reviewed. Gene Ontology annotation, molecular function: DNA binding; hydrolase activity; p53 binding. NCBI's taxonomy places the organism in Eukaryota, Metazoa, Chordata, Actinopteri, Cypriniformes, Danionidae.
UCCUGCUCUACGCUGGCCGUUUCCUGUAAUCGUACAGUGUUGUGAGACGGAGAAAGCCAUGUGUGUCGAUGCAAAGGGCAUCAGUACACACAUAUAUUGAUGGAUCUCUUAGUGUUCAGUCCAACCAGAGAACCGAAAAGUAACUCCAGAGAGUAGGAGAGGAUAGAGGGGAGGAAGAGAGAGAGGCAGAAAGAGGGUGAACUGGUGGACUCUCUCUUUUCCUAUUCCUCACUCCCUAAUCACUGAUUUCAGCACACCUGCAGGAUCCUUUCGGACUUGUUGGAUGUUUUUGUACCGACACUGGAUAUCACUCUUUCUUUGCUUUUUUUCACAAACUUUUUGACAAGAUGGCAGACCCUAUUAUGGACCUCUUUGAUGACACACCACUGUUCAAUUUGGACUCCCUGCCGGAGGAUGCGUUCUCCCAGGGUUCCUCAGACCCAGUAGAGGAGGCGCUGAAGUUGGCAUUGGGCCAAGUAGACCCUCCUACAGACCCCAUACCUGACCCUGGUGUUCCUAUUCUGAGUGACGUGGUCACAGAUCCAGCUCUAAUCCCAACUCCUGUCUCUGUUCCACUGCAAAACCUUCAAACUCAGCAGCUCAGCCAGAUCCCCCAUGAGGUCUCUGUUGCCUCUGCUCCCAUUUCCAUUCAGCCCUCCCUCUCGGUGGCCAGUAACAGCAGUGGUGCUGCAACAGUCUUGCUGAGCUCUUCUCUUGGUGUACCUGUGUCAGGGGCUCAAGUCACCCCUCAGCAGCAGACUCAGCAAAUCACUGCUGUUACGCAACAGGCAGCGGGACAGCACGCCCCAAAAAUUGUCAUUCUGAAAGGCCCGCAGGGUCAGACUCAAGUGCUGCAGGGUGUCACAGGAGCCACGGGCUCUCCAGGGAAAGUCACCCUCGCUAGAGUUCUGACAGGGACCCCUCUUAGGCCCGGCAUGGCAGUUGUUUCUGGAGGGACGGUAUUAAAUGCGACAUCUCCUGCGCAGGGGCAGGUCAAAGUUGGCACUGGAGUACAAAGGCUGGUUCAAACUGCAAAUGGCCCAAUGAAACAGGUGUUACUGACCUCAGUGCCCCAGACGCAAUCGCAGGUGCAGACACAGCCUGUCCAGGUGCAAAUACCUGUGCAGACACAGCUGCAGUCACCAUCGCAGCCGCAACAGCUUCAGGCGCAGAUCCAGGCUCAGACACAGGUGGCAUUACAAACACAAGCCCAAACGCAGACUCCUACUUCUCCGGCAGCAGCAGGCAUCCGACCUCAAAGUGUCACACUUUCUGCAGUACCACAGCAGGGGGAAGCAAAGAGGAUCACUCUGGUGCUACAGCAGCCCUCACAAGGUGGAGCUGCCCAAGCUGGGACGGUGACAGUAGGGGGAACUGCAGGGUCGGGUCAGCAAGGCCAGCAGCCCAGGCUGGUGUUGGGCUCUCUGCCAGGGAAGUUAGUCCUGCAGGGAGACCAGCUGGCAGCACUCGCCCAAGCCAAGGCAGGUCAAACGGGUGCACAGGCAAAAGUGCUCACUAUUCAGCUGCAGGUUCAACAGCAGCCCAACCAACAGGGAGCCAAGUUUCAGUUGGUUUCUGGGGCAGCAAAUGCUGGUGGCAGUCCACAGGUGGUGCAGAUUUCUCAAGGCCAAGGAGGACAAAGACUAGCAGUGCCCCUUAAACUACUGCUGCAGCCACAGUCAAACACUGUUUCCAGCGCUGGUGGAGCUGUCUCUGUGGUUAAAGUUAUCAAUACCUCAGCUGCUGGCUCGACGUCCGGCACCACCACUACAGCUGCAUCUUCCGGGGUACGCUUGGCAAAGAUCCAGGAGCCCGUACGGAGAGUGGAAACGCUUUGCAAGCAAGAGAAAGCAAAUCGCAUUGUUGCUGAGGCCAUCGCACGGGCCAAAGCCAGGGGUGAAAGGAACAUCCCACGAGUGCUCAACCAGGAUGAACUACCUGCCGGACAAACCUCAGCAGACCUAGAGGGCGCAGGAGGGGCUACCGGAGCCAAGAAGAAAGGAGGAGGAGGAGUUGGAGGUGGUGGAGGUGGAAGCAAGAAGAAAAGCCCAAGUGCAGGAGGAGCGAAAAUGGUGGUGGGAGGAGAUAAGAAAUCCAAGGCAAAAACUCCAGUUAUACCUGGUGGAGGCAGUAAAAGCAAAUCUAAGACUAAGCUCAACACCAUCACUCUAGUGGGUAAGAAAAGGAAAAGAAACCCGUCUUCUGAUCACUCAGACGUAGAUCUCAGCCCACCUGUUUCGCCCCGCACACUGGAGGAAGAAAUGUCACAGAAGAGACGUUCAAACCGGCAAGUGAAACGGAAGAAGUACACUGAGGAUUUGGACAUUAAGAUCACAGAUGAUGAAGAUGAAUUGGAUGCAGAUGUUGAUGUGACCACAACUCCUAUGCCCGCAGUAGGGCAUGUCCAGCCUUUGGGAGCAGAGCUCCCCCCGGAGCUGGAUGGGGAUGGUCUUCCAAGCAUGCAGUUUUUUGUGGAGAACCCAAGUGAGGAGGAUGCUGCUAUUGUGGAUAAAAUAUUGUCUAUGCGGGUGACCAAAAAGGAGGUGUGUCCAGGGCAGUAUACUAAUGUAGAGGAGUUUUUUGUCAAAUAUAAAAACUAUUCGUACAUGCACUGUGAAUGGGCCAGUCUUGAGCAGCUGGAAAGAGACAAGAGGAUCCAUCAGAAGCUUAAGAGAUUCAAGACGAAACAGGCACAAAUGAGGAACCUGUUCCAAGAGGAUGAGGAACCUUUCAAUCCAGAUUAUGUGGAAGUUGAUCGUAUUUUGGACGAGUCACAUAGUGUUGAUAAAGACAACGGGGAGCCAGUUGUGUACUACCUGGUGAAGUGGUGCUCUCUACCCUAUGAAGAUGCUACUUGGGAGCUGAAGGAGGAUGUUGAUGAAGGCAAAGUGGAAGAAUUCAGGAAGAUUGAAAGCCGCCAACCACGACUCAAGAGAACUCCUCGGCCUGCUGCAAGUGCCUGGAAAAAGCUAGAUGAGUCCACCGAGUAUAAGAAUGGGAACCAGCUCAGAGAAUACCAGCUUGAGGGAGUCAACUGGCUGCUCUUUAACUGGUACAACAGGCAAAACUGCAUCCUAGCGGAUGAAAUGGGUCUGGGGAAGACAAUUCAGUCCAUUGCCCUGCUGUCAGAGAUGUUUUCUGCGGGGGUCCAGAGCCCGUUCAUGAUCAUUGCCCCUCUGUCCACGAUCACAAACUGGGAAAGAGAGUUUUCGAACUGGACUGAUAUGAAUGCUAUUGUUUAUCACGGCAGUCUGGCUAGUAGACAGAUGAUCCAGCAGUAUGAAAUGUACUGCAAAGAUGACAAGGGACACUUGAUACCAGGGGCCUAUAAGUUUGACGCUCUGAUCACAACCUUUGAGAUGAUUCUAUCAGACUGCCCAGAGCUGAGGGAGAUUUCCUGGCGCUGUGUAGUUAUUGAUGAAGCUCACCGUUUGAAGAACAGAAACUGCAAACUCCUCGACAGUCUCAAGAUGCUUGAAAUUGAGCAUAAAGUGUUGCUUACUGGCACUCCACUACAAAACACAGUAGAGGAGCUCUUCAGUCUGCUGCACUUUCUGGAACCGGCCCAGUUUCCCUCAGAGAUAGAGUUCUUGCGAGAGUUUGGAGAUCUUAAAACUGAGGAGCAGGUGCAGAAACUACAGUCAAUCCUGAAGCCCAUGAUGCUGCGCAGACUGAAGGAAGAUGUAGAAAAGAACCUUGCCCCCAAGCAAGAAACUAUUAUUGAGGUGGAGUUGACCGAUGUACAGAAAAAGUAUUACCGUGCUAUUCUGGAGAGAAACUUCAGCUUCCUUAGCAUGGGAGCCACACAAAACAGCAAUGUACCCAAUCUCCUCAACACAAUGAUGGAACUUCGAAAGUGCUGCAACCACCCAUACCUCAUUACAGGUGCUGAGGAGAAGAUCGUGUCUGAGCUGAGGGAGGUGUAUGAUCCUCUGGCUCCGGACUUUCAUCUCCAGGCUCUGGUGCGCUCUGCAGGGAAACUGGUCUUGUUGGAUAAGCUGCUUCCUCGCCUCAAGGCUGGCGGGCACAAGGUGCUCAUCUUCUCCCAGAUGGUGAGGUGCCUUGACAUCCUUGAGGACUACCUCAUACACAAGAGAUACCUGUAUGAGCGCAUUGAUGGACGGGUCAGAGGAAACCUGCGACAGGCGGCCAUUGAUCGCUUCAGUAAACCUGAUUCAGACCGGUUUGUCUUCCUGCUUUGUACUCGGGCUGGAGGUUUGGGCAUUAAUCUGACCGCUGCUGACACCUGUGUCAUUUUUGACUCUGACUGGAACCCGCAGAAUGAUCUUCAAGCUCAGGCACGUUGCCAUCGUAUUGGUCAGUCUAAAGCGGUAAAGGUGUAUCGUCUCAUUACCAGAAACUCCUACGAGAGGGAGAUGUUGGACAAAGCUAGUCUUAAACUGGGGCUUGACAGAGCCGUUCUGCAGAGCAUGAGUGGAAACAAGGAAAGCAGUGUCAACGGGAUCCAGCAGUUCUCUAAGAAGGAGAUUGAGGAUUUGCUUCGUAAAGGUGCUUAUGCAGCCAUAAUGGAUGAGAAUGACGAGGGCAGUCGUUUCUGUGAAGAGGACAUCGACCAGAUCCUUCAGAGACGAGCAACUACCAUCACAAUAGAGAGCGAAGGCAAAGGAUCCACUUUUUCCAAGGCUAGCUUUGUGGCGUCUGAGAACCGCACAGAUAUCGCUCUAGAUGAUCCCGAGUUCUGGCAGAAGUGGGCUAAGAAAGCAGACAUAGACAUGGAUUCUCUCAACAGGAAGAAUACUCUUGUCAUCGACACACCAAGAGUAAGAAAGCAAACACGUCAGUUUUCCAGCCUGCGUGGAGAGGGUGGUGAUCUCUCUGACUUGGACAGCGAUGAUGACUACCCACCCCAUAAUUCCCGUCAAUCCAGAGCCUCCAGACGCUCUGACCGGCAUUCUGGAGGAGGCUAUGGUCGCACAGACUGUUUCCGAGUGGAGAAACAUCUACUCGUUUAUGGGUGGGGUCGUUGGCGAGACAUCCUGUCGCAUGCUCGCUGUAAGCGGCGUCUCAGUGAACGGGACGUAGAAACCAUCUGCCGUGUCAUCCUGGUUUUCUGUCUGAUUCAUUAUCGUGGAGAUGAGAACAUCAAGAGCUUCAUUUGGGAGCUGAUUACCCCUCCAGAGAAUGGACGAGAACCACAAGCUCUGCUCAAUCACUCUGGUCUGUCCAUCCCUGUUCCUCGCGGCCGAAAGGGAAAGAGAGUGAAGGCUCAGAGCUCUUUUGACGUGCAGAAGGUUGAGUGGAUCCGCAAAUACAAUCCUGACAGUCUGCUGCUGGAUGACAGUUACAGAAAACACCUCAAACACCAGUGCAACAAGGUUUUGCUGAGAGUACGUAUGCUUUAUUAUCUGAAGCAGGAGGUCAUUGGAGAACAUGCUGAUUCUGUAUUGAGUGGAGCUGAUGCAAGGGAUAUUGAUAUCUGGUUGCCUGAAAUGGAGCAGCAGGAUGUUCCAUCUGGCUGGUGGGAUGCAGAAGCUGACCGAUGUUUGCUUAUCGGAGUCUACAAGCAUGGAUAUGAGAUGUACACCACCAUGCGUGCAGACCCCUGCUUGUGUUUUGUUGAGCGAUGUGGUCGUCCAAAUGAGCAGGACAUUAAUGCAGAGCAGCAAGCAGCAGACCCAGAGCUUGGAGAGGGAGGGGACUACGACAAGUACUCUGAAGAUCCAGAGUUCAAACCCGCAACGAGACAUGCCAAGGAGAUGUAUGAGGAGGGUGAUUCGGUGAAUGCAGAUGGUGAGAUUUGUGUGGAGGAUCGAUCUGCCCCUAUGCAAGUUGAAGGACCGUCUUCGGGAUCAUCUGAUUUGUGUUACUGGCCCACCAGCUCAUCGCUCACAGCCCGACUGCGACGUCUUAUCACAGCUUACCAGCGCAGUUACAGACGAGAGCAGCUUAAGAUCGAGGCAGCAGAGAAGGGGGACCGUAGGCGAAGACGCUGCGAACAAGCUACCAAACUCAAAGAGAUAGCCAGACAAGAGCGACAGCAACGGUGGACUCGUAGAGAAGAGUGCGACUUUUACAGGGUGGUAUCGACAUUUGGGGUGGAAAGGAUAAAGAAAGAAACAGAUGCUCCAGAAGGGGACGAGCAUCACAUGGACUGGAAUCGUUUCCGUUCUUUUGCUCGACUCGAUAAGAAAACCGAUGAGAGCUUGACACGUUACUUUAAGUGCUUCAUGUCCAUGUGUCGGAAAGUGUGUCACAUUCGGCCAGGACGUGGAGACGAAUCUCAAGAUAUGUCUCAGUCUCUGGCCCCGAUCACAGAAGAGCGAGCCUCACGAACUCUCUACAGGGUCACCCUGCUGUGUCGGUUGCGUGAGCGUGUUCUUCCUCACCCCUCGCUCGAGGAACGCCUCAGUCUGGCACCACAAACCUCUGACCUGCCCAGUUGGUGGAGCAUCCCAAAGCAUGACCACGAGCUUCUCUUAGCUGCUGCCAGACAUGGAGUGAGCCGCACUGAACUCUCCAUCUUCUCUGACCCACUGUACUCCUUCAGUCAGAGCCGCCUCGACUACCUCCAGAACCAGCAGGCUCAAGCAGCUGCACAAAUCCACGCCUUCAGUCAGUCACAGGAUCCAGCCGGCAUCAAAGAAGAGGGCCUGGAGGAUGAGUCUCGACUGCUGGGUGUGGAGGCUCUCUGUCCGUCAGACUCUCCGGCCAUGCUGCUCUCUCAUUCUGACAGCAAAGUUGGCAUUCAGGCUGGCUGGGUCUGGAAGAAGAGCAAAAACAACGGGCCGAGUGAGAGGAAAUUGGGAGGGGGAGGAGGAGGGGCUUCAGACUCUGAUUCUGAUUCAGAUUCAGGCUCGUCUUCCUCCUCUCGGCAUUCAGGCAGCUCAGAUGAUAGUGGAGACAGUGAUGUGGAGAGAGAACAAGCAGCAGCUCUUAAGAUGUGUGAUGGUGAUGAAGAAAACAGCAUCCUCUCACUCACGCCGUCACAGGAAGGAGCUCCACCUGAGUCCCUCACUGACCCUCUAAGAGUGGACUGGCCCAAAGACCGCAUUCUGAUCAACAGGAUAGAAAACCUCUGUUCACUGGUUAUUACGGGACACUGGCCGUCAGGUCGCCGCUACAUCUCUGACAUCCAACUUAACACUGUAUCUGAUGAGCAUGAACUCGGAGAUGACCUCGGUUACUCACGGGUGGCACGAAAAAUCAACAGUACCUUAUCUGCAGAGGCUCUCGAAGGCCAGGAGUCAGAGUUUACAGUAAAGCUCCUAAAGGAGGAAGGCCUAAAGCUGACCUUCUCCAAGCAGGCUCUGAUGCCAAACGGUGAAGGGAGUGCACGCAAAAAGCGAAAGGACCAUGAGCUGGAAGAUGCAGAAGGGGUUCUCCACGCUCCCCGCAGGAGGGACCUUCCCAACUGGCUCAAAGAAAACCCAGAUUAUGAGGUUGAGGGAGAUAUGCUAGAAUUACUGGUGAACCGGACCAAAAGGAAGAGGAGGAGGAAGAGGGUGGAGAAAGGAGCAGCACUUACUGGCAGCGAGAGAGUGAAGGUCAUAGACAUACGGACAGGCAAGAAGUUUGCUGGAGUGUUCGGGCCUGCACUACAGGACCUGAGAGAGCACCUGGAGGAGAAUCCUGACCACGCUGUAGCACCGGAAUGGUCUGAGACUGUUCGCCACUCGGGCUUCUUGCCUGAGAUUUUAUUCCACAGACUGUUGAGUCCCCACGCUUCAAUCCCCAAAAAGAGCCGGCAUUACCUCCACACCCCUUCCCUUCAGACCGACGACCCUCUCCUGGGAGGCGGUGAAGGUGAGAUGCUAGUUUCUGACGGCGCCUACAUGAUGGACGAUGAAGACCUGGAGGACGGAGGUCACCUCACGUCAUCUCACCACUUCCUCACUCCAGCCUAUGAUGUGAAAAUGGAACCGAGCGCGCUCGAUAUGGACGGAGGCGACAGUUUGUCACAGGGCGGUUAUGAUAGCUCUGACAGAGAGGCCAUUUUGGAUGAUGUCAUCAUGGCACCCAAACAUUCGGACACUUCCUCGAGCUCAGAGGAUUGACCAAAUCUCACGUUAGAUGUAGUAGACCGAGAUCAUGACAGUCUUUUAUUUUAUUAUAUUCUGCCUUCAUUAUUUUUAUAAUUAUUAUUGAUGUUAUUGCUUAAACUAUGGAGUAACAGAUUCUGUUUUUUCUUGGGUUGGAUUUGUACUUGACUGUUUCGUGUAGAUCGAGGAACGAUACGGGCGCCGCUGUGUUAUCUAUUUUUUUGUUAAGGUUUUUUUCUUUACACCUCAUUCAGCACAUUGUGCGAAACCUUAAUUCCAGCUGGUUGAAAUAUAUGAAUUUAAUGCAUCACCUACCCACAGUAAGCUCUGCUUUUGGUCAUUUAUUGGCUGGAAAAGGAGUGGUUUGUCUCACGUCCUCAGGCUGAACUGUUUAACAGUGUGCUGGAGGAUCCAUAGUCACGCACUGAGCUGAGCCAUCAUGGUGCCUCGGUCUGGUGAAGAACAUGGAGUUUUUCUGUUGGAUGUAUAUCAUUUUUUUUUCUGUGAGUGCGUGCGUGUGUGUGUUGGGGGAGGGGGGUGGGUGAUGUUAGGGAUUAGGGUUAGUUACUGAAACAAUGUUAGACAGAUGAUGGCUGUAUUGUACAAAGUAGAGUUGGUCCUAUGCCUGCAAUGAUGCAAAAAUUAUGCGUUUAUUCCCGUUUCAAUAACUGACUCCAACUGUCUCUGUGAUAUAAAUAUGAAUAGCAGUCUACAGUGGAAACUGAUGUCUGUUGACUUCAUUUCAUCUAGUGUUGGUAUUUAUUUAAGUAAUGAGCACUCAAGGAUUAUUUUUUUUUUUGUUGUCUGCCUGGAAUACACGCC